UUAAGUUAGUAUGUUACUAAUUAGUUAUUAUUAUCAGAAUCGGUGAUUCGUAAAUCGAUAUGUACGUCGGGUGUAAUUUAUAUUUUUGAAAUAAGUAAAAGUAAAUGUUAAGUUAAAGAAGAAAAUAAUAUAUGUAUAAUUUAGUCAAGACCAAAUCUAGAAAAUUUUAAUUAUGCCGAAGGUUUUGAGUGUGAAGAAAUCGCAGACACAGUCUUCCAAGGGUCAAAAGGCGAUAACACAUUUUUUUAAGGCCGCUCCUAAUAAUUGUAGUUCUACCCAAUCAAUCCCUGUGAAGCAAGAACUAAAUUUCGUGAAACGUAAAGCAACAUCACCUGUUUUAGUCGAGUCAAUCUGUAAUUCGACAGCAAAAUUCUCUCCAAUAAAAGAAAAUAUAAUUGAAAAUCAUGUAAAAAGGUGUAAAAUCCAAAAAAAAUGUUUAGUUGAGGAUACUAAAACAGUUUUAGACAAAUCCGUUUUAGAUGAUCUUGUUGACAAAUCGUGUAGCAAUGAUAGUGCUUUGAAUAGACGAUCACCAUUAACUGCUAUAUACAAUGAAAAUCAUGAUAAAAGCAAAUUAUCCUGUAAAAAUAUUGAAUCAGAAUUGUCUUCUAUGAAAUUAUUGAGAACUCCUGAGAAAUGUAGUAAGAAUGGACAAAGUCGAUCAUUUAGCCCAAAAUCGUUAGUUGAAAAGAGCCCAAGAAGAAAAUGCAGAAAUAAAAGUAGAGAGGAGAGUUCACCAUCCAAAUGUGGUUCCACUAUCAAAUUGUUAGAAUUUGAUAUUGCUGGAGAGAAUACAGACCUCUUUGCUGAUGAAUGGGAUUUAAAUCAACUUAAUGAGGAUACUAGGGAAGACUUAGAUCUAACUAUUAUGCAAAGGUGUGAGGUUUUAUCAGUGAUGUCUCAUCCUACAAAACUGGAACUGAGAUUGAAGAAUAAUGUUGACAAUCAAUGCACUUGCAGUAUUGAGGGAGUCUGGAUGAACACUCCAAUUCAAUCUGGGGAAAUAAUAAGUAUAUUAGCAUCUAAAAAUUCAGCGGGUCAGUAUUUUGUAAACAAUAACUAUGGAUUGUUAUCUUUGAGACCAGAUCAUCUUAUAUCUACUACCAGUGUAGUUGCUGGAGUUUUUUGCAAGAGAAAGGCAGUACUUCAAGAACGUUGGAAAGGAAUAGACUCCGCUAAUGUUGCAAUGACAAUUGGGAUUUUAAUACAUGAGUUGGUACAAAAAGCCCUUACACAGAAUAUUAGAAAAGCAUCUGACCUGCGCCAGUCAUGUGCAGAUAUAAUAAACGAAUCACUACACAUGUUAUAUGACGCUGGUAUUACUGAAACGGAAGCCAAAACUAAUAUGGAACAAUACAUAACACCUCUACAAGAUUUUAUGCAGACAUAUUACAGUAAAAAUCAGAUGCACAAUAAACCUAAAUGGAAUGGCAGAAUAGAAAACGUUUUAGACAUAGAAGAAAAUAUGUGUUGCCCAGAGUUGGGACUGAAAGGAAAAAUAGACGCAACAUUACAAGUAACCAUCCAUGACAAAAAAGGCGAGUCAAGCGAAAUAGUUCCAUUGGAAUUGAAGAGUGGUAAAGCGUCUGGCUCAGUUGAACAUCGUGGCCAACUGGUUCUGUAUGGUAUGAUGAUGAGUAUACAACGGAAUGAAGACCCAGCUAUUACAAUUCAAAGGGGCCUGUUGCUGUAUUUGAAGGAACAAGUGGAUGUGAGAGAAGUCAGUUGCGGCUACCCAGAACGACGAGAUCUCUUACUGUUGCGGAAUGAGCUUGUUCAGCAUCUUGCUUCCGGACCGCAAAGUGUCAAAACAGAAUUAAUGGAUAUAGAAGACGCGGCUAAGAUGUUACAACAAAGUUUACCGGAGCCAGUACAUCAUCACAACGCAUGUUCUAAGUGUCCAUAUUUAACAAUUUGUUCUCUCCACUUGUGGCACACUAAUGACGUCAUUGUCUCUGAAACGCACCCGUUAGCGAAGCUGCGAGAUACAGCACUAGGUCAUUUGUCAUCCACUCAUGUAUCGUAUUUCUUACAUUGGACGAGUUUGUUGAAGUUAGAGGAAAUGGCUCAAAUGUCAAAUUCACCGUUACAUGCAUUAUGGACGGUAUCACCUGAAAACCGAGCGCAACGCGGCACUUGUUCUGCGAAUUUAAAACUCAUCUCGGUCAAAAGACUAGAUGAUAGGUACGCACAUGUAUUCGAAAAGAUGAAUAAAGAUAUUGAAAACCAUCCGCUGAAAGGACCAAAAGAAGGGGAAUUUUCAAUAGUGAGUUUGGAUGCCCGACCGUGGAUUGCAGCGGGUGUAGUAACACUUACCACUAAGACUGAAUUACAUAUUAAUUUAGAGAGGAACCUCAGCUUACGACAUAACAAAAAUACAGUUUUUCACAUAGACACAUAUGAAUCAUACGCCACUACUGUACAAAAUUUAACGAAUUUGGGAGUACUUAUGGAAGAUAGCGAUCGUGCACUGCGAUUACGAAAACUUAUCAUUGAAAAAGAUGAGCCAGAAUUCAUAGAGAAGUUGCCACGGGAAGUGGGUAGAUUGGGAUCGAAACUAAUGCGAAAUUUGAACAUCGAACAACAACGGGCAGUUUUAAAAGCAUUAUCUUGUAACGACUAUGUGUUAUUACAGGGGUUGCCUGGCACGGGUAAAACACAAACAAUUAGUGUUCUCAUACAAAUGCUUGUGUGUCUUAAACAGCGUGUCCUAGUUACUGCGCACACACACUCCGCCGUCGAUACAGUUUUGACCAGCUUAAGGUUGCCGGAGUCACUGAAAAUAAUGAGAUUAGGAUCGUCAUCACGCGUCGCUCAUAAUCUGGCUGCUAAAUCGGAGGCUACCCUUACCAAAAACUGCAAUACUUCAGAAGAAUUGUCAAAAUUAUAUGACUCUAUGGAUGUAGUUGGUGUGACUUGUCUGGGCGCCAAUCACGCCCUUCUUUCUAGAACAACUUUCGAUGUCUGCAUAGUAGAUGAAGCCACUCAGGUGUUACAAUGCACAGUAAUACGACCUCUUCUUGCUGCAAAGCGUUUUGUCCUUGUUGGAGACCCAGAACAAUUGCCACCUGUUGUUAAAAGUAAAUCUGCUAGGAGACUAGGAAUGGAAGAGAGUCUUUUCCACCGACUCAUGGGUGAUAAAUCGACAUGUACACUUCAACUACAAUAUCGUAUGAACCAGGCCUUAGUGGAUAUCGCUAAUAAAGUAGCUUACAAUGAACGACUAAAGUGCGCGAAUAAGUCUGUUGCGAAGUCGACUAUGAAUAUUGAUGAUGAGAAACUUUCCGCUCUCGACCCAUGGGAAAUAGAAGCUUGUAGUAAAGAUGUGGAGAAAGCAGCGCUUUUCUUCAAUGUGCAGCCAAUCGAGACUAAAUACCAUAAAGGUCUUACUAACACCGAUGAAGGAUGCGUCGUUCUCGCCUUAGUUAAACUAUUUAUACAGGUUGGUGUCAAAAGCUCAGACAUAGGCGUUAUAGCACCAUACCGUGAUCAAGUGUCGUUAUUGCGUCAAAUGCUUGCGACAACGCAUGUCGAAGUCAGUACUGUAGAUCAAUUCCAAGGCCGAGAUAAAUCUGUCAUCAUAUACUCAUGUACUAAAAGGAAUUCAUUUGAUGAUAAAGUUAAGGAUGGUGAAGUCUUAAACGACCAACGCCGUUUAGCAGUUUGCGUUACUAGAGCAAAACACAAGUUUAUAGCAAUAGGAAAUGAACAAGUUCUACGGAAAUAUACACCACUAUCUAAACUUAUAGAUGCAUGUAAACAAAUAGUGAUGGACAAAAAUAUAUUGCUGGAGCUGAUUAAACAAUAUAAGAGUGUUAUGUAAACAUUAAAAGCAAACAAUAAACAA
This is a messenger RNA of Pieris rapae (cabbage white), 3847 nucleotides long. It is a transcript of the gene Dna2, whose product is annotated as DNA replication ATP-dependent helicase/nuclease DNA2. The record is from RefSeq and is a predicted model, not a curated record. Bases 173 to 3823 code for a protein of 1216 amino acids. Gene Ontology annotation, cellular component: cytoplasm. NCBI's taxonomy places the organism in Eukaryota, Metazoa, Arthropoda, Insecta, Lepidoptera, Pieridae. Gene Ontology annotation, molecular function: single-stranded DNA helicase activity; 5'-flap endonuclease activity. The transcript is spliced from 24 exons. Gene Ontology annotation, biological process: replication fork reversal.